Coregonus clupeaformis (lake whitefish) is the source of this 1453-nucleotide messenger RNA. Its product is annotated as centromere-associated protein E-like. Lineage: Eukaryota; Metazoa; Chordata; Actinopteri; Salmoniformes; Salmonidae. Bases 44 to 1453 code for a protein of 469 amino acids. The transcript has a single exon. The record is from RefSeq and is a predicted model, not a curated record.
CAUACAAGCUGAUCUAGACAGACAGAAAGUAGAACAUGAUGAGAUGAGAAAAUAUAUAUUUGUGGAAAAGAAUCAACUAGAUGAGAGGAAUGCUGCCUUGCAAAAACAAAGGGAGGAGGUGGGUAAAGUCAUGGAACCAACAGCUAUGGUGAAGAAAGAUGUGAUGAAGGCUGAGGUAAACACACAGACAGAGCCCAUGGAAGACAGCUUGGAGGAACAGCUCAAAAGGGGCAUGGAAGAAGUUGCAGGUCAUGACAUACAUAAAGAGAAAGAGGACCUGGAACAAACCAACAGGCUGGCAAUGAUAGAGAGGGAUGCGUUGGAAUCCAUGAAGUCUGAAAUAGGAAAACAAAGACAGGAAAUAGAGGAGAACAAACAAAAGAUACAGGAUGAGAAGGAUGAGAUUGAAAAGAUCAAGAAUGAUUUACAGACACGGUCAGAGAAUCUAGACAACCUCAUGGAAGAGACAAAGAGGGAAAAGGAGAAUGUUAAGGACAGGGCUGUUCAAAUCCAGAAGGACAAGGAGGAAAUUGAACAUGUUAUUGAGGAUACCAAGACAAAGAAAUCAGAACUGGAAAUGAUGAAAGCUGCAAUAAAGACAGAGAAACAAGAAACAGAAAACCUGAAGGACAUGAUAUCAAAGGAGAAACAUGACUUGGAACAAAUUAAGAUGCAGAUGGAAAAAGAAAUACUAGAACUGCAUAACACCAAGGACAUGAUAGAAAUUGAUGUUGGUAAGCUGGAACAAAGAAAGGUUGAGUUAGAAGGAGAAGAAGAUGGAGUGAAAAAUCAGAUGGCUGCACUGAAAGAGGAAGAGCAGAAUAUGAAAGAGACUAUUGGGAAGAUGAAAGAAAAUUUUGAGCAGAUUAAUGGCGAAAUACAACUACAAAGAGAUGAUAUUGCAACCCAAAUGGAAGAGUUAAAUGUCAAAAAAGAAGAGUUGGAAAACAUUCAAAUGGACAUCGACAGACAAAAAGAACAGAUGGACGAAAAGCAAAAUACUAUAAUCAUGGAAAAGAAUGAACUGGAAGAGAAGCUUGCUGGCAUGCAAAAACAAACGGAGGAGGUGGAAGCCAUCAUUGAAAUGACAAAGCGGGAGAAGGAGGAUGUGAUGAGGAUAAAGGCUGAAAUAGAGGAACAGAAAGAUCAAAUGGAAGACAAUCUGAUGGAAACUCUGAAACAUGACAGAGAAGAACUUGAACGUCUAAAACAUAACAUACAAAUUGAAAAGGCGGACCUCGAAAAAAUUACACAAUUGGCAAUGAAAGGUCGGGAUGAGUUGGAAUUACAAGUGUCUGAAAUGCAAACCCAAAGAGAGGGAAUAGAAAAAGACAAACAAAAGAUACAAGAUGAGAAGGAUGAGGUGGAACAGAUCAAGAUGGAGUUACGGAGAAGGUCAGAGAAUCUAGACAAAAAUUAUGGAGGAGACCAAGACAGAAAAGGAGAAUCUUGA